Molecule: messenger RNA, 1388 nt
Organism: Teleopsis dalmanni
Lineage: Eukaryota; Metazoa; Arthropoda; Insecta; Diptera; Diopsidae
Product: methyltransferase-like protein 9
Exons: 5
Coding region: 344-1270 (308 amino acids)
Molecular function (GO): protein-L-histidine N-pros-methyltransferase activity
Source: RefSeq, a predicted model, not a curated record
GAGUUCUUGAAUUUAAUUGAGUAAUUUCUGAGUACUUAAGAAUGUUAAGAAUGUAUUUUCAUUUUAUUUAGAGUUAGUUAGAGUUUAUUUAUGUAAAAGUUAAAACGAUAUGGAUAUAUAAAUAUGUUUCAUUUAUUGAAAUGAAAUAGGAUUUUUCAGCGUCUAAUACUAUCAACCGGCGCAAGUGCCAACCAAGUCAGUUAGUUGCCAUCUACUAUCAUUAUGUCAAUAUUGUAAUAUCGUGACUACGGUGACGUGACGGUAAACUUGCAAAUUAAAAUUACUACAAAUUUAAUUAUACUUCGUUUUAUAUUCUUUCUUUUGCGUGAAUGGUAAUUUAAGUAUGGAGAUUUAUCGGCCUCGUGGAACUUUGGCUAGAGCAAUAUAUGACAAGUUUCACAAUGACAAGUGGUUGGAUGAAUUCGAUACUACAUUGUGGUACAAUUUAAAUGAAGAAUUACCAUAUGUAUUUCAAAGAAAAUUUUUACCGUUACUUCGGCCGGAUGAGUCUACAAUACAGUGGUUGGAGCAGGCAAAACUUUUAUCACUUAAUAUUUGGCUACAUUUAUGGCAUGCAUUUGCACGACCAUUUUUAAAACUAUUCAUGACUCAAACAGAUAUCAACGGGUAUCUAAAACGAGGAUCUAUGUUCAUUCUUUCAGAGCAACAAUUCGCCAAAUUGCUUCGAGCAGCUAAUUUUAAUACAAACAAAGAAACAGUUAAUAUACUGGAUGUUGGAGCGGGGGAUGGAGAAAUUUCCAUACGCUUAUUAAACUCUGUCAAAAGUCUGCUACAAUGUGCCAAAGUUAAUGUUUACGCGACGGAAACAAGUUGGGCAAUGCGACAAAGAUUAAAAAAGCGAGAUUUUGAAGUAGUUGAGAAUAUUAAAUCAGUUCAACAAGUUGAACUAAUUUCAUGUCUAAAUGUAUUAGAUCGUUGUAUUGAUCCAUUCGAAAUACUUCAAGAUAUGUACAAUGCAUUAGCUCCAAGUGGUCAUAUCAUAUUGGCUUUGGUUUUACCAUAUAUGCAUUAUGUUGAGAUAAACUCUUCGCAUUUGCCAAUCAGGCCAUUAAUGAGCCAUUGGCCAGAAAAGAGUAAACAGUUUUCAUUUGAAGCCGAAGCUAAAAUGUUCUUUGAAUUGCUGGAAAAUAUAGGUUUCAAAAUAGAUGCUUGGACUAAGGCACCGUACUUAUGCGAAGGAGAUCUUCAUCAAUCAUUUUAUUGGCUUAUAGAUUUAGUUGUUGUUAUAUCUAAAAAAAAUUCUUUGUAAGAAAAAUAAUUCCUAUAAAACAACAUUUUUUUAAAGAUAAAUGAAGCUUCUUUAUGUACAUUAACUAUUAUACUUUAUACAUUCAAUAAAAUAAAACAAACGAAUAAAUUUUAGAUAA